Messenger RNA from Apis florea (little honeybee), 2073 nucleotides. RefSeq lists its product as uncharacterized. Lineage: Eukaryota; Metazoa; Arthropoda; Insecta; Hymenoptera; Apidae. The record is from RefSeq and is a predicted model, not a curated record.
UUAAAACGAAGCAAGCUGACCAGCCUAGGGCUAAAUCGUUUCGUCGAAUCGUUUCGGUUGCUCUUACGAAACGCUUCACGCAUGGGACAAAAAUAAACGUGUAUUCGAAAGGAGCGCGUCGUUGGCGCGUCGGUGGCGUCAUCGCGAUUCGCAUGCGCGAAAUUAUCGAGCGGCUCUGACGAGCGAGAGUCGAGUCGUCGGUUUCGUUGUCUGUCCGUGGCAAGCGUAAACUGAACGGUGCGUGGCGUGACCGUGUGAGUAACGGCCGAGCAGUAGCACGAGCACGGGCACGACGCGACGCAACGCGAAUCCAAUCUCGAGUCUCGGCUGAAGAAGAAGAGAAAAAAACUAGCCAGUAUGGCCACCUCGAGGAGAAGAUCGCGCAUCUAACAACGGGAGGCGAGAUGCCGAUCUCAGCCGGUUCGCGGCUGACCUCUGUCGUUCCGUUCGGUUCCUACGUGACCACGUCUCUCGGCUGGCCGUGAUUCGAAGGAACGCGCGCCUCGCCUCGCCUCGCCUCAUCUCGCCUUACCUCGUCUUGCCUCGCCUCGCCCGCUGUUGUCUCUCUCUUGAAGUGAUCGUGGCGACAGAACGCCAGCAGGAAUCGCGGCGUGAAAGCACGAGGAGGGCUGGGCAUGGCCACUCUGGCUGGCAGCUCGUCGUCGGGCCUGGCCAGGCCACCGACCAUGCUGGAGCAGCUUCUCGAGGAGAUCAAUUUUCAGAGGACCAAGGAGCUCCGACAGAUGCUCAAGGAUGACUCCGGCUUCGUGAUACUUCAAGGUACAACCUACUGGACGGACCUGUUUGUCAGGCACUUCCUCUUCCAGGCAGAGCACACGAUCGACGGCGACGAUUUGCUGUUCUUCGUGCGAAAACACGUGAAGACGUCGUCGAGAUACUUGCCAAAAUUCGAGACGGAGGUGGACGUGUUCCGGAAGGACAGCAAGAAGCUACCUAUCGGCGAUCCCGACAUCGAUUGGGAGGAAACCGUGUACCUGAAUCUGGUCGUGCAUCAAUUCGAUUACACGCUGACCUUAGCUAUCUGCACAAGGACGAGCCCCAAGGAAUUGCAAGUAUUACGCAGGCAUUCGCAAAAAGUGUACGCGAGCCCCAGCCGAAGACGAAUGGACGCGAAGGGUGAUCUCGAGGAGAUGACUUAUCCGCAUAUAUGCUUCAUGGUGGACAAUUUCGACGAAGUUUUCUGUGAUAUUCUAGUCAGGGACGGGGAGAUGGUGUGCGUGGAAUUGGUGGCGUCCGACAGGGAGGGCGCGAUUCAAGGCGUCAUAUUUCUCGGCUCUAUCAGAUACGAUGCCCUGAAGAAAGUAUACGACGCCAGGUCCAGCUUGAGCACGAAAAUGGCGCAGCGAAUGACCUUUGGCCUGUUUUCCGGCGCGGCCUCCCAGCGCAUAGAAUUCGUUCGAAUGAAGGGACCUCGUGGGAAGGGACACGCGGAGAUGGCUGUGACAAAGCCGAAGGGCUCGGGAGCGGAAACACCGACCUCGGAGCCCGGCUACUGCGCCACGGAUUCCCUGUGGGACGCCGACUGGGACGACGCCGAGGAACUGUUUUUGUAUCGACAUCAACGAAGGCUAUCCGACCCGAGCGCGAAUCUGAACAAUUUCGUCCGUGGCGGGUGGAGGACGAAACCGGACACGGCCGCGACCAAGGCAAGAUCGGAGAACGAAGGUCUGGACUCGAUGGCGAACGGGUUGAACGAAAUCGAAGCAGGAGACGUUCGUGACGAGUUGGACGACGGCGCUUACAACCCUCUGUGGACGAUGCGAGGAUUCACGCAAACGUUCCACUUCUGGAAAGAGACCAGACGAGCCCAAUCCGUUCCUCUCAAUGCGUUUCUCACGUACAUCACUCUGCCUUGGUGGAGCAUUGCCAAAGAUAUUCUCGAUCAUCGAGAAGGACCUAUCUUAACGUUCUAGCCAACACGAGGAUGUCCCAUUUUUAUUUCUAUCGGAUCUCUCUUUUCGUUCCCCACUUUGUACGCACUUGGAUAGAACGCGCGUGGCCCAACAAAAUCGAAGUGUAUAGAAUAAGAAAUAAACGAGAUACUAUUUAUAA